CUCUGUAUGUGCUCCAACAUGGGAUUUCAUCUGUUACAUCGAAAAUUUCUGUGUUGCUCAGUUGCUCAAAUUUGUUAUGGUGGCAAUGUUGGUGUAUUUCGUGCUCUUAUUCUUAUACCUAUUGUACAAUCUUGGAAUCUGCCAAUGCAUUUGCCGCACGCUCUUUAGAAUAACGUGGGCUUGUUUUUCCACUUGUUUCUCCUCGUUCGAUUUUUGCUGCUCGUAUUUAUGUUACAAGUUACGAACGAUAAGGAGAUUGCGUAAAAGGAGAAGGAGAAAGAAGGACAUUGAAGAAUUUGAUGGACAAACGAGCCCAUAUAUCUCUAGUGAGGAUGAUGAGUACGAAUUAGAAGAUAAGUCUAUUGAUAGUUAUUUUGAUCACAGAGGAUCACGUUUUAGUCGAAGGAGAAAUUAUAAAGUCGAGCAUUUGAGGAAGUCUUUAAGGCCGACCAACCAUCGAGCA
This is a messenger RNA of Striga asiatica, 463 nucleotides long. NCBI's taxonomy places the organism in Eukaryota, Viridiplantae, Streptophyta, Magnoliopsida, Lamiales, Orobanchaceae. The record is from the annotation of a GenBank genome assembly.